CCUGCAUCCGCGCGCACCGGCUGGGGAGUUCGCGUAGCGGACUGAGCCUGCGCGAAGUCGGCGGAGACGCGUGCCUACGGGAAGGUGGCCGGGAAUCAGGGCCUGGCCCUAGAGGGGAAAAGCCAGAGAUGGACCUUGUGAGAUUCGCCCGGCUCUUCUCCGGCCCUCGCCCAGUGGGACUGUAUGCCCUUCAGCACCUUGACCCUCUCAGAGCCAAAUGGGCAGGAGGCAGGGAGUGGCCUAAAUGGCUGAGGGCUGCGGGGCUGACACAAGCCUGCAGCAGCUCCCCCUCUCAACUGCCCCUUGGCCAGGGGAACCAGAAGAACAGGAGCAGCGUCAGCUCUGACCUGAGCCAGCCUGGCCCCAUGGCCACUCAGGAGGAAGAGGAAGAGAGCUUUGGGACCCUCUCCAACAAAUAUUCCUCAAGGAGAAUGUUCCAAAAAUCAACAGCCCAGUUGUAUAACCUACGGCUCAGGGAACAGAGUGUUGAUGAAGAUGAGGAGAGGGACCUGGAGCCAAAGCCACGGCGGGGCCGGAAAAACACCCCUUACUGGUACUUCUUCCGGUGCAAACACCUGAUCAAAGAAGGAAAGCUGGCCGAGGCCCUGGAGCUGUUUGAGAGACAGAUGCUGAAAGAGGAGCGACUCCAGCCCCUCGAAUGCAACUACACGGUGCUGAUCGGGGGCUGCGGGCGAGCCGGAUACCUGAAGAAAGCCUUCAGGCUCUACAAUGAUAUGAAAAAGCGGGACCUGGAGCCCUCAGAUGCCACAUAUACGGCCCUGUUCAACGUCUGCGCUGAGUCGCCCUGGAAGGACUCUGCUCUGCAGAGUGCCCUGAAGCUCCGGCAGCAGCUCCAGGCCAGAAACUUCCAGCUCAACUUGAAAACAUACCAUGCACUGCUGAAGAUGGCCGCCAUGUGCGCAGACCUCAGGAUGUGCCUCGAUGUGUUCAAGGAAAUUGUCCAGAAAGGGCAUGCAGUCACCGAGAGGACCUUCAGCUUGCUGCUCAUGGGCUGCAUCCAGGACAAGAAGACGGGUUUUCGAUAUGCCCUGCAGGUGUGGAGGCAGAUGCUGAGUCUGGGGCUGCAGCCAAGCCAGCAUGGCUACAACCUGCUCCUGGGAGCAGCUCGAGACUGCGGCCUGGGGGACCCGGAGGUGGCCUCGGCACUGCUCUUGAGGCCCAGGGAGGAGACAGUCUUGCUCCAGCCCCUGGCAGGUGGGUUUCGGGCAAGGAGGAGAGCCCAGGCCCGGGAGGGCGACGGCAUGUCAGUCAGGCUGGACGUGGAGGCCCUGGAGAGGCAGCUGUUUCUGGAACCUUCUCAGGUGCUUGAGGGCCGUCUGGAGCCUCAGGAAGCCAGAGGCCCCAGCAAGGCCCAGCCCGAGGUGGAAACCAAGACAGAGCCUGACCACAUGGUGGCCCUCACUUCUUUGGCCCCAGAGCCUUCUCCCCGGGGGCCGGAGACCAACCUCCUGACCUUGGGAGCAGUCUCCCCAGCUGUGGUCUCCUUUGGGACUGUGACCACCCCGGCUGACCGGCUAGCCUUGAUGGGGGGCCCGGAGGGCUUCCUGGGCAAGAUGGCAGAGCACGGGCUCCGACCCAACAUCAAAACCCUCACACUGCUUGCUGAGGUGGUGGAGCCCGGGAGUCCCGCGGAGUCCUCACUGCUGACCGUCCUGGACAUGCACCAGGUGGAGGCUGAUGUGACGUUCUUCAACACGCUGAUGAGGAAGAAGAGCAAGCUUGGAGAUCUGGAGGGGGCGAAGGCUCUGCUGCCACUCCUGGCAAAGAGGGGGAUCCUUCCCAACCUGCAGACGUUCUGCAACCUGGCCAUUGGGUGCCACAGGCCGGGGGACGGCCUGCGACUACUCGCAGACAUGAAGAAAUGCCAGAUGACUCCCAACACCCACAUCUACAGCACCCUCAUCAACGCCGCCCUCAAGAGGCUGGACUACACCUAUCUCAUUGACAUCCUGAAGGACAUGAGGCAGAACAGAGUCCCGGUGAAUGAGGUGGUCAUCCGCCAACUGGAGUUUGCAGCCCAGUACCCACCCAGCUUUGAUCGGUACAAAGAGAAAAACACCUACUUGGAGAAGAUUGAUGGCUUCCGAGCUUAUUACAAGCAGUGGCUGAAAGUGAUGCCAGCAGAGGAAACCCCCCACCCGUGGCAGAAGUUCCGGACCAAGCCCAAGGGGAACCAAGACGCCAUCACUGAGGCUGACGUGGACAGAGGCCUUGGAGUGGCCUCCAGCGCAAGGGAAUGGUCGGGCCCAGAGGAAGCGCUACAGCAUUCUGCAGGCAUCGGUACGAGGACACACUGGGCCCAGGGCCUGACGAGUCCAUGGCAGGUCCAAGAGCAGACCGGCUGACCUUGGCACGCCCUCUCAGGUCAUCCUUGCCCCCAUCACCGAUGGAGAAAGUGAACUGGCUCGGAGUCACAAAGCACCUACAAGGUGGAGUCAGGAUUGAGUCCCAAGGGUGACGGGUCCCUCGGGUCUGGUGCUCACCCACUGGGUUCUACAGAUGGCUGGCUCUCUGAAAGAACAAAUGCAGGGCCCAAAAGGUUUAAAAGUUUUAUUUCUACAAAUCACAGCUGAUAAACACCAAAGCCUUAACAUGUAGAGACCAUAAUCCCACUCGGGCCUGGAGCACCGCUCUGCAAGAAGAGCUGCUCCCAGGAGAGGGCGUGACGCGACAGGCAGAAACCUGCGAAGUCCAAGGUUCAGGGUGAAGAGAGGUCAGGGCCCGAGGGCCUCAGCCAGAGCAGCCCCGACAGCCGCAGUGCGUGCACUCGAUGAUCCGGCCCUGCAACAGAGGACAGCUGAGACACCGCACUUCCACCACGUGUCACCCCUCCCCCCACGCGCAGCAAUCCUCCCACCAAGAAGGUGGUGGGACAUUCACGGUCUACCGUGACACUCUUCAGAAAGCCCUCCAUGAUGGAUGGAAACAGCUACUGUGGACCCUGAAGCUACACUUCUGUGCACUUAAUAUAUGCAAAUUCUAUGUACAUGCUUAUCCCCCCACCAUAAAAGGAAAAAAAAACCUGUGAGCAAUUCUUGUUAUUCUAUGAAGUGAGCAUGACACACCCUUCAAUACGCUGGAAGUUGGGUCUGUGUACUACUUGGGGCUCAGUGCCAGGGGCCUCUGGGCUGGGGAACUUUCUAGUGGGGGCACCGGGAAAGAGGAUAUACACCUGAAUCUGUAUGGCAGCCGAAGAGUCCUAUCCCCUGGACUAGGUGGGCCCCAAUGUCUGGCUGGGGGCUUACCCAACACAAGGCCCUAGAGCAGUGGUUUGUAUUGAUUUUCCUUUUUCCUGUUUUGGAGGAGCAAGACCCUUACCUAAGCAAACAAGAUCAGAAGGUGAAACCCAACUAAAGCUAAAGCAGG
Messenger RNA from Lynx canadensis (Canada lynx), 3387 nucleotides. RefSeq names its product pentatricopeptide repeat domain 1 (gene PTCD1). The transcript has 10 exons. Gene Ontology annotation, molecular function: protein binding; tRNA binding. NCBI's taxonomy places the organism in Eukaryota, Metazoa, Chordata, Mammalia, Carnivora, Felidae. The coding region runs from base 129 to 2366 and encodes 745 amino acids. The record is from RefSeq and is a predicted model, not a curated record. Gene Ontology annotation, cellular component: mitochondrial matrix. Gene Ontology annotation, biological process: tRNA 3'-end processing.